Molecule: messenger RNA, 1305 nt
Organism: Diplodia corticola
Lineage: Eukaryota; Fungi; Ascomycota; Dothideomycetes; Botryosphaeriales; Botryosphaeriaceae
Product: lectin family integral membrane protein
Exons: 3
Coding region: 1-1305 (434 amino acids)
Biological process (GO): Golgi organization; endoplasmic reticulum to Golgi vesicle-mediated transport; endoplasmic reticulum organization
Cellular component (GO): COPII-coated ER to Golgi transport vesicle; Golgi membrane; endoplasmic reticulum membrane
Molecular function (GO): D-mannose binding
Source: RefSeq, a predicted model, not a curated record
AUGCAUAUCUCACGCCAAUUCCAAUCCCUGACAUGGGCCGCGCUGGCAGUGUCCUCCACCCAGGCAAUAUCCAUCAUAGACAACCUCAGUUUCGGCCACAAAGAGGUCAUCUCGCAGGACCGCAAUUCCAUCCCGGGCUGGACCGUUUCCGGCGAAGGCCAUGACCCGCAGAUUCUCUCUGACCGUGUCAUCCUGACGCCACCAUAUCCAGGGAGCAAGCGCGGUCAGAUAUGGGCUCAGAGCCCUGUUGACAAGAGCGAAUUCGUUGCGGACGUCGAGUUCAGAGCCUCGGGCCAGGACAGAGGCAACGGAAACCUACAGAUCUGGCUGACCAACGGCGGAACACCGGCGGGAGGCAUCAGCAGCAUCUACACAGCAAGUCCCUUUGACGGGUUGGUGCUGAGCAUCGACCAGUACGGCGGACAUGGCGGCGAGAUUCGAGGGUUCCUGAACGACGGCACGAAAUCCUUCAAGGACCACCACAACGUGGAUUCUUUGGCAUUCGGCCACUGCCCGUAUCCCUUCCGCAACCGUGGCAUCCCGUCCCACCUGAGAAUCACUCAGACCGCCAACAACUUUGCGGUGGAGGUGGAUGACAAAACAUGCUUCUCGACCAACAAGGUGAACAUCCCCGCAGGCUACAAAUUCGGUAUCUCCGCUGCUUCGGCGGAGAACCCGGAUUCCUUCGAGAUCUUCAAGUUCACUGUCUCCACUGCGGAUGGGGCUACUCCGCCUCCGCCGCCGGCCGAACAGCAGCAGCAGCAACAACAACAACAGCAGCAGCAGCAGCAACAGCAACAGCAACAGCAACAACAACAGCAGCAGCAGCCGAUCCAACAACAGCAACAGCCCGCUGCUGGCUCGAUCUCACAGGAUCAGUUUAAUGCUCUCAACAGCCGUGUAGAAGGGAUCAACAAGCGCGUUGAUGGAAUUUACAGCCUUCUCCAAGAACUGAAGGCCAGGCACGAGCAGACUCACAACGAGCUGCUAGCGUUCAACAAGGGUGGACCUAUCUACGACCACGUCGGGGCUGUUGAGUCCAAGGUGGGCAAGAUUGAGGGCAUGUUGAUUGCCGUGCAGAAGGAUCUGGAAGGAAAGGACUACCGCGACCACCUCGCGAAGCUGCAGAGCACGUUGAGGGACACCCACGCCGGAUUGCAGGACUCGUUCUCUGAUGUGGUGACGAGGCACGCGCCCCAGAUGUGGACAUUUGUUUUCUUGAUUGUCAUCGCGCAAGUGCUGAUGUUUGGCGGGUAUUUGGUGUACAAGCGGCGGCGGGACAGUGCGCCGAAGAAGUACCUGUGA